Molecule: messenger RNA, 561 nt
Organism: Cooperia oncophora
Lineage: Eukaryota; Metazoa; Nematoda; Chromadorea; Rhabditida; Trichostrongylidae
Source: the annotation of a GenBank genome assembly
AUGCUAGCUUUCCUUCUGGGAGCGUUAUUCGGCGCAGCUCUCGUCCUUUUUAUUAUUUUUGUUCUGAUUGUCGAUCCAUGGGGACCAAAAUUACCGCCACCACCGUUCAUCGACCAAUAUCGACCAGUCGAGAUACCGAAGGAACUACGCGAUUUCCUCAAGACUGGCGAUGAUGGUCAAGGGAUAUCGCGAUGGGAAUCGUGUCAUUCCAUGUCAGUUUUACUGCAUAUGUUAUUCCAAGAGCACAAGGACACGCGACUACUUAGAAGAUGGUUCCAUAAACGUUUGCAAAUAGAACUCAACGAUAUUAGCACUCGAUCUGCAGCUGGGCGCCUGAUACAGGAAAUCCGCAUUCGUGAUCUGUCCCUUGGCACGAGAUUCCCCCGAAUAAAUGCUAUCCGAGUCGAAAAUGUGGAGAUGUCCGAGGACAAGAAUAUCUUUGAGGUAAUUUUCAUGCAUUUGAAUUUAAUUUUGUUUUUUGCCUUCAUUAUUGUUUCUAUUUAUUUCGCUAUUUUUUGUCUUAUCUUAAGUUGUUUUACACUGAGUGCAUGCUCAUUGUAG